This is a messenger RNA of Amaranthus tricolor (Joseph's coat), 976 nucleotides long. Its product is annotated as histone H2AX-like. Bases 264 to 701 code for a protein of 145 amino acids. Lineage: Eukaryota; Viridiplantae; Streptophyta; Magnoliopsida; Caryophyllales; Amaranthaceae. The transcript has 2 exons. Gene Ontology annotation, cellular component: nucleosome. The record is from RefSeq and is a predicted model, not a curated record. Gene Ontology annotation, molecular function: protein heterodimerization activity; structural constituent of chromatin; DNA binding.
CUUGAGUCAAAAAUAGGCUAAAAAAAUUCAAAUGUGAAAAACUAAAAACCUCGGCGGGAAUUCAACUUUCGCAUAUAAAAUUAAACUCAACUUUCACGCUGGCAAUCCGUGUUCACCUAAUUCAACCAAUGGAAUCCAUCCGUCGCCUCCUAUAAAUACAUUUCCCCCGCUCUCUUUCAAUUAACACAUCGAAGAACAGCCACAUUCUCAAAUCCUCAAGAUUUUCUUUAUAGUUUCUACCAAUUCAAGAAGAAUCAUCAACAAUGGCCGGGAAAGAUGGAGUAGUUGCGGCAAAGAGUGGCAGGGGUAAGGCAAAAGGUGGUGCAAAAUCUGUUUCUCGUUCAUCGAAAGCUGGUCUUCAAUUUCCAGUUGGUCGUAUUGCUAGAUACCUGAAGAAAGGUCGUUAUGCUCAUCGUGUUGGUUCUGGUUCCCCUGUGUAUCUAUCUGCUGUUCUUGAGUAUCUUGCUGCCGAGGUUCUGGAGUUGGCAGGAAAUGCAGCUAGGGAUAACAAGAAAAAUAGAAUUAUUCCAAGACAUAUUCAAUUGGCUGUUAGGAAUGAUGAGGAAUUGAGCAAGCUUUUAGGAUCUGUAACUAUUGCUAAUGGAGGCGUUCUGCCGAAAAUUGAGUCAGUUUUGCUUCCUAAGAGUACUAAAUCUAAAAGCGAUAAGGCAGAAAUCGGGAGUGCUUCUCAAGAAUUUUAGGUUUUUUGUUUAAUUUUGUGAAGAAAUAUAGGGAGAUGUUAGUAACUAGUAUUGGGGUUUGUUUAGUUGAACUUAAUUAUUGUGAAUUUCAUUUUGAUGAAGCCAUAUGCUGAAUGAACAGCUUGUUCUUUAUGAGAUGGACACUUAUUUUUCUGCAAUUUGGUGAUCGUUAUCUCAUAGACAAUUGUCUCAAUUAAAAAUACGGGUUAAUGUCCACUGUUAUAUGCUAUGAUUCAUUAUCAAAAUAAACAUAACUUCAUGGUGAUUCAUUGUUU